AUGAAGCCUCUACGGGGGAAAGAAUUUAACGUGAACUUGCAGAACUCAACCCAAACCUUCGAUGCGCAAUACGACAAAGCACUCACCUAUCCGUACAUGCUAGUACCUGGCCAGUCCAUGCCCGCCGAGGGCGGCGAUUCAACAACUUCCGGAGGCUCAACCUCGGCAACCUCGAGCGCGACCACCACCAGUAGUCUAUCUAGUGGAGGCGGUGGAUUGAGUGGCGGAGCGAUUGCUGGCAUUGUUAUAGCAGCCGUGGUGUUUGUUGCUAUUUUGGUCGCAUUGUUCUUUGUCCAGCUUGAAUAG
Molecule: messenger RNA, 306 nt
Organism: Penicillium daleae
Lineage: Eukaryota; Fungi; Ascomycota; Eurotiomycetes; Eurotiales; Aspergillaceae
Exons: 1
Coding region: 1-306 (101 amino acids)
Source: RefSeq, a predicted model, not a curated record